Molecule: messenger RNA, 1313 nt
Organism: Pseudo-nitzschia multistriata
Lineage: Eukaryota; Bacillariophyta; Bacillariophyceae; Bacillariales; Bacillariaceae
Source: the annotation of a GenBank genome assembly
AGUACUGUAAUACUGUAAGACGAAAGAAUGGACCGAAAUAAAAAUCUCGUACCUGUAUCGUGUCUACCUACAAACAAUAAAACGGCGAAGGGUUCGAGAACGAUAAGAAUCACAAAAACAGCAGCAAGCUCUUCCCUCUGUGAACAAUAGAGUGAUCCAGGAAAACAUUCUACGUUUGAUUCCGCCAUGACCGCUGCCAUUGAAACCAACCAAGAUGGCGGUGAGUCGUCGUCGGAUCCAAAACAGCAGCAUCAGAAGAUGGCGUCGAGUACGUCCUCGCGGUACCCCGUGAAAAUCAAGCGGCCGACUACCACCAGCGACAGCGGGGACCCAACCGACGAUUGCUUGUUCGACGCCAAGCGGAUAUUCCGGUUGGUCGAAGACGAACGGUACUUGUCCGCGAACGCGCUGUACCAGAGCGUUCGAGAAAGGAUCCAGCAAGGCGAAAUCGACGGCGAGAUAUUUGGCGGCAGGAGAAACAACAGCGGCACACUAUCGGGCAUCUCGGGGAAGAAACGACCGAUGCCGAAAAAGAAGAAAAACUCCAGCAGGAAAGGCAUUGAGGAGCAGAGGCGAAAGGCGGCUAUGGAACUCUUGGUGGAAAACGAAGAAAUAUUGAACAAAAUGGAAGAUCGCUGCAUCAUGUUUGAAAAAGCGAAGCUCAACAUCAACAACGACGACGACUGGACCCUGGCGCAGUCUCUUUUUGGUGUGACCACGUUCUAUAGACACGAGCAGGAUGGUAGCAUGUCGAUCAAAUUGGAGGGGCCGGUCAAAGAUUGCUCCCUCUUCGAUCAGGUUGCCGUAUUGCGAGAAUUUGAUCUGAACCAUCUUUGGGCCCCCUUUUGCACCGCGAGCAUGACUGUUGCUCACCUUGGCAAACUUGUAAGGAUUCAUAUAUCGUUGCGACAGCUGAUAUUGAACUGAUCAAACUAGAAUCGAAUGUUUCUUACCAUUAUUUUCGCGGACUGAUGAGUUGAUUCAAAGUCCACAAACAGUAACAGAAAAUGCUAUUCUACGAAAUAUCAGCUCACAUUCUAUGGUUUUUCUCUUAUAGGAUACGGUGGGUUGGUUUCUCGUCGGGCUACCUCAUUUUGGGUUGAUGCGCGAUUCGCUCUUCCGGGCCAUUGGUUGCGAUUCGAUAUACGAGGACGGAAGCCUUCUGAUUGUUGCGACCGGAAUCGAAGAUCGGCCGGAGGAUAACAACGACAACAAAACAAAUAGUCAGGUACAAGACUUACCCGAUUUGAGUCUGCAGAGCAGUUUUGAUUUCAACGCAGAAGAAGAGAGGAUAAUAGAUGAGAUUCGCAAUG